UCAUUAGAUUGCACCAAAAAUUAGUCUAGCCAAGAUGCAAGUUGUUGAUAUUGAGAAACAGACAUGUCACGCACAUAUCCAUAAACACACGCAGCAAACAGUGUGUGCAUGCGUGCUAUUACAACCUCUUCUGCUCCCAAAAGCGGCCAAACAUCCCAGCUGAAUGCGGAUUAGGGAUGAGCAUUAAAACUCACAUUGAGCCUCAUGUGCUUUCUACCCAUCCUGUCCUGCUCGCUGCAUUUCUGUCAGUCAGUCAAUCGGAGUGGACAAAGCGGUUGUCAACAUGAGCGUCUCUGGAAUCCAUCAAGGCACACUCAGGAUGUAUGCUGUGAGGCCAUUGUGGAGGGCAAGGAGAUCCUUGACCUUCCAAAGAUUCCUGCUGGCGGGAGCCGAGAUUGCUGCUUCGCUCUCAUCUUGACCCAAAAUAAAUACCUGCUCCUGAUGGCCGACACCCCUGCAGACUGCAGUCAAUGGCUGAACGUGCUGAAAAAAGUCAAACAAAGCGUCUCGUCACCUCUUAGUCUUUGCAAGCGGCAUCAGGUGCCGCCGCUCAAUAUUGCUCUGAAAGACCUGGUACCCGAUCAAAUCCAGGAUAAAGAUCCACCGACCCCACCGAUCAGCAAUGGCGAGGCACUUUCACCUGGGCCUCUGAUUGGCUCCCCAAAGGACAAAGGCAGGGAUUCUCCACGCACAAAGUACUACAAAGAAGGCAGGCCCUCGGUGGGCUGCCUGCGUCACGGCACCAUCAACAACACUCAGACGGUGAGGGCCGUCUACCUGCUGAUGGGAGGGGCCGCCGCGUCGUCUGCUAUGGGCUACUUAGGCUCGUGCUCACCCUCCGGCCUGGACGCCAAAGCUCCCGACCUGCCCCUCAGCGCAGACUUCUCAGAUGUGGGACCGGCAGGGGCGUACCACACGGACAGCCCCGCCAUCACCUCCCCACACUUUAACAGCUUUGACUUUGAAAUGGCAGACGCUGAUUUUAAUGCUUUUGAUUGUGGGGGGUUUACUUUUUGAUAGUCGCAAGAUUCCCCUUCUGUCCCACCGUGACAACAACCAGUGCAACACGCCAUGUGCUUUGUGCAUAACUACCCACACUGUGUAUGUUUAAAAAAAAUAUAUCUAUAACAUAAUCAGCACUGUAAGUGAUUGUAGAUUUUGGUAAAAUGUCAACUUAAGAUGUAUGUUUUGGAAAUCUACUAACCCUACCACUGAGUUAGUUAGACCUGAACUUAACCUAAUGCUAUAAAGUAAAAACCUCAUCAUCACACACUGUUAAUCCCUCAAAUGUGAACUUGUACAUUAAGUAAAACUAAUAUGUUGUUUAUACGUGCUACUUUGUCUUGUUCAGCAAACCAAACGUUCUUGCCGUAGCAGGCCUCUCAAAUAGGUAGCAACUAGCACCGGAUUUUGAGAAGUUCACCAAAAAAUGGUCAUAAACUAUUUGUGGUCUUUUUAGGAGACACAUGAACCCAAAUAGCUUGCAUUGACAAUCAGUUUAGUAAGUGCAAUCAAAUGUAAACAAAGUAAAACACAAGUAGCUUGUCUCAUUUCAUUUUGUCUCAGAGUGAAGAGUUGGAGACACCUGCUCUAUCCACACACAGACAGGCACAUAUCAUACAAUCUAAUGUAUUAUGGAGGAGACUUUGCAUUUUCACACAUAGAUUAAAGGUUUCACAAAUCAUAAACUUUGUUAAAUUGACUCAUUACACAAUGUGUAUUUAUAUUUGUGUUGCAUUGAUGUUUUUUUGUUCUUAUUUUGCACUAGUGACAAAAUUAAUCGAUGUGACAUUUCAAGUAAAGUAUCUGUUUGGUGUUGACUUUUUAUUGCCCACCCUUCGAAUCGGAAGCUAACGUCAGCCUUGUAAAAAUGACAAAAAUAAACAUGCAGUUGUUUGUA
Molecule: messenger RNA, 1900 nt
Organism: Entelurus aequoreus (snake pipefish)
Lineage: Eukaryota; Metazoa; Chordata; Actinopteri; Syngnathiformes; Syngnathidae
Exons: 5
Coding region: 205-1017 (270 amino acids)
Biological process (GO): regulation of cell differentiation
Cellular component (GO): membrane
Source: RefSeq, a predicted model, not a curated record